Messenger RNA from Pungitius pungitius (ninespine stickleback), 5213 nucleotides. It is a transcript of the gene ehmt1b, whose product is annotated as euchromatic histone-lysine N-methyltransferase 1b. The transcript has 26 exons. Bases 84 to 4073 code for a protein of 1329 amino acids. Lineage: Eukaryota; Metazoa; Chordata; Actinopteri; Perciformes; Gasterosteidae. The record is from RefSeq and is a predicted model, not a curated record. Gene Ontology annotation, biological process: negative regulation of transcription by RNA polymerase II; peptidyl-lysine dimethylation. Gene Ontology annotation, molecular function: p53 binding; zinc ion binding; histone H3K9 methyltransferase activity. Gene Ontology annotation, cellular component: chromatin; nucleus.
UUUCCCUGUCUCUCGAACACUCACACUCCCUCACACCCACACAGUCUCUCUCUCUCUUCCUGUGUGACGCCUUCAUCUUCUCAAUGGAGGCCAUGAGAAGAAAGCAGCCCGCUGGUCUAGCCAAGGGCAGCGUGGAUAAGGGUGCAUCCACAAAGAAAGAGGAACAUGACGCCGCAAGCAACGGAGAGGAGAGACCAGAGGGAGACAAAGACAUAGCUGCUAGACUGUCCUCUUCCCCUCCAGCAGAGACGAUGCUGAACGGCAGCGAACGUGACGCGGCGUGGCGCAGGAGCAGCCCGCCGCGCGGCUCUGCCACCGGCAACAACAAGACUUUUCUGUUGCGCAACGAAAACGGCGCGCUGGACGCAGAGUUGCCGCACGGCUCCGUCACUGGAAGCAACGGAUUCAUUCUCACUAAGCAGCAGGACGAGGACGCCGCCUCUGCGGCGAAGCCGGGUCCGGGAGUCUCCCCCCACAGGACUAACUGGUUGCCCUCGGGCUCAGCGACGGGGGGACACAGGGCCAAAUCUCCCCCGGCGGCGGCGUCCGGGUGCGCACAGAGUUCAGGCACGCUAAGGACUGACCCCAGUACAGGGACUACGUCAGGACAGGAGACGUCAGACACUAAGAACGGCACGGCCUCGUCUCCUGUCCCGGUUUCGGCACCCGUCAUGAUACACAGGGCGCGCAAGACCAUGUCCAGACCCGCUGUGAGCCCGGCACAAAAGCUUCUUAACCGGGAAUUAAGAGAAGCAAAGAGUGCCAAAACGGAGACUCGUGUGGACUCGCAGCAGCCCUCGGCUCAGAACCAUCUACCUCAGAAUAGCCCGGAUAGUCCAGCUUCAGCACCAGCUGCUUCAUCACCAGUACCUCCGGCUGCUCCCGCUACACCUCCGGCUGCUCCCGCUACACCUCCGGCUCCCGAGGAUCCUUCGGACCCCCCUGCUUCUGCGGCUCCUCAAGCAAGUCCCACUCCUCCGGCUCCAGCCAAGCUUCAACUAGGUCCGUACUCGGGAGGGUUGUCGUUACGGAAGAAGAAGAGGAGGAUGGGAAUGUACAGUCUGGUUCCCAAGAAGAAAACCAAAGUGCUUAAGCAGAGAAGUGUGCUGGAAAUGUUCAAUGAACUGCGAGAGUCCACCAAGAGCUCUCAGGUUAAAGAAGUAGCGAACAUAAAUGGCGAAAAGUUUGAAAUUGCAUCUGAAGAGGAGGAGUCCGAGGAGGUGGAGUCUGAGGAAGAGGAGCGACAGCAGCCGACAGAAGAACCCGUCUGCACCGUCCAGGAAGCAACAUCGGAUCCCGUCUCUCAGAUGCAGGUGGGAGAUGAGGUGGAGUCUGAAGAGUCCGGAGAAGAGGAUGGAGAGGAGGAAGGCACGGAGUCCGACCUGAGCACGGAGUCCAGUCUGAAGAAGAAGUUGAAAAAGAAGAUGAAGAGCGACGGCCCGUGGCUCAGGCCGUCCAGGAAACGGAGGAGGAGGAUAAAGGUCAAAGACCUGGAGGCAGUCAAUCAGCCUGAGGCCUCAGCUCAGGCCGAGCGGGCCGACGGGGAGGAGCGCACGCAGCUUUGCUCACUGGAGUCCGUCAACCUCAACGAGCCCCAGGAGCCUACGGCCCCCCCACAGAACAAAGCAGACACAUCGGGGUCCCUGAUCGAGGAGGCUCAAGAGCUUCCGCUCUGCAGCUGCCGCAUGGAGACGCCCAAGAGUCGAGAGAUUCUCACGCUGGCAGACAGGAAGUGCAUGGCCACGGAGAGCGUUGACGGACAGCUGACCCGCUGCCAGGGUGCCAUACUGAAACAUGAAAUGAUGCGUCCCUCCAACUCGGUUCAGCUGCUGGUCCUGUGUGAGGACCACCGCAACGGCAUGGUGAAGCACCAGUGCUGCCCCGGCUGCGGCUUCUACUGCAGGGCUGGGACCUUCAUGGAGUGCCAACCGGACCUCAGCAUCUCUCACCGUUUCCAUCGUGCUUGUGCCUCGAUGCUGAAAGGUCAGAGCUUCUGUCCCCACUGUGGAGAGGAGGCCCUAAAGGCCAAGGAGGUCACCAUCGCCAAGGCCGACACCACCUCCACCGUGCCCCCCGCGCUGGCGCUCGCGCACGGACCCGCUACGCCCGGGGUCCCCGAGGGCCGAGCGGACACCACCACCGGCAGCUCCUCUGUUCCUGCGUUGGGGACGGAAGUCAGCGGCAAGGCUGAUAGCUCGCUGUCGGCUUUUUCCGCACACACACUCGACACCUCCGCCGUUGCCGGGUCGUCCAGGACCUCAACGCCGCCGUCCGGGCCGGCGGUGCCACCCGCAAUCCCUCCAGGACCGCCGAGAGAGACUCUGGAGAGCAUCCUGGUGGCGCUCGACACGGAGAAGCCAAAGAAGCUGCGCUUUCACCCCAAACAGCUUUACCUCUCAGCCAAACAGGGAGAACUGAAGAAGGUCCUGCUCAUGUUGGUGGACGGUAUCGACCCUAACUUCAAGAUGGAUUCUCAGAACAAACGCACUCCGCUCCAUGCUGCAGCGGAGGCCGGCUACAAAGACAUCUGCCACAUGCUCGUGCAGGCGGGAGCGAACUUGGACAUGUGCGACGAAGAUCAGCGCACGCCCCUGAUGGAGGCCUGCGAGAACGACCACAUUGAGACGGCGCAGUACCUGCUGAGAGCUGGAGCCAGCGUCACACACAAGGAUGUUGAAGGAUUCACGUGUCUCCAUCUAGCUGCAAAGUCUGGCCAUUACCACAUUGUUGAGCAUCUUCUGUCCACAGGAUUCAUCAACAUCAACUGUCAGGAUGACGGAGGCUGGACAGCCAUGAUCUGGGCAACGGAGUACAAACAUGUGGACCAGGUGAAUCUGCUUCUGUGCAAAGGUGCCGAUAUCAGUAUAAGGGACAAGGAGGAGAACAUCUGCCUUCACUGGGCAGCGUUCUCUGGCAGCGUGGAGAUCGCCGAGCUUCUCCUGAACGCCCGCUGCGACCUGCAGGCGGUCAACAUCCACGGAGACUCUCCGCUACACAUCGCUGCUCGGGAGAAUCGCUUUGAAUGCGUCACGCUCUUCCUCACUCGGGGAGCAGAUGUGUUUCUGAAGAACCGCGAGGGAGAGACUCCACCGGACUGCUGCAGCCACAACUCCAAGGCCUGGGCCGCCCUGCAGACCAACCGGAGGGAGAGGGACGCCAGGAGCACCAGGCUCUCUCCAGUGGAGGCCAAAGUCCUUCAGAGUGACAUCGCUCUGGGGCAGGAGAAGGUUCCCCUUCCCUGCGUCAACUCUGUGGACAGUGAACCAUACCCGGAUGACUACAAAUACAUCGCCGAAAACUGUGUCACCUCCCCGAUGAACAUCGACAGGAACAUAACGCACUUACAGUACUGUGUUUGUAAAGAAAACUGUUCCACCAGUAUCUGCAUGUGUGGGCAACUCAGUCUGCGCUGCUGGUACGACAAGAGGGGUUGUCUGCUACCUGAGUUCUGUCGCGAGGAGCCUCCUCUCAUCUUUGAGUGCAACCAUGCGUGCUCCUGUUGGAGGACCUGCAAGAACCGCGUGGUGCAAAACGGAAUCAGGACCCGGCUUCAGCUCUUCAGGACCAGUAAGAAGGGCUGGGGUGUCCGUGCAGUACAAGACAUACCGCAGGGGACCUUUGUAUGCGAGUACGUUGGUGAGAUCAUCUCCGAAGCUGAAGCAGAAAUGAGGCAGAAUGACACUUACCUGUUCAGCCUGGAUGAUAAGCCACAAGAUCUAUACUGCAUCGACGCUCGUUUCUAUGGAAACAUCAGCCGCUUCCUCAAUCACAUGUGCGAGCCCAACCUGUUUGCCUGUCGAGUGUUCACGACCCACCAGGACCUCCGGUUCCCACACAUUGCCUUCUUUGCCAGUGAAAACAUCAAGGCUGGAGAAGAGCUCGGAUUUAAUUACGGCGACCACUUCUGGGAAGUCAAAAGCAAGUCGUUCAGCUGCGAAUGCGGCUCUUCCAAGUGCAAGUACUCGUCAGCGGCCAUGGCCUCGCUGCAGGCUGACAGCACACCGGAGGGCCGGCAGCAGCCCAGUGCGUCCCCCGAUACCAGCUCUUCUAACGGCCCCACUGGCCCCUCCUAAAAGCCCCCCCCCCCGGGCUCCACCAAGCGGAUGGGACACUCGAGGACACCUGUGCGAUGCAGCCCGUCUGAACGUUAAUCGAUGAACUCGUACUCGAUCUCCACUCCUGAUUGGAACCACAGACCUUCUUGACAACCCGUGAAACGACGUCACAUAGAUGCACAAUCAAAUCGUGGAAGAACUUGCUGCUGCUUUAUUCCAGCUUGUCACAGGGGACAAUAAAAAUACAUUACAUUCUUUAUAUGUCAUACACAAUGUCACGCAAUACUGGGAAGGAGGACUGUGCCGUCUAUUUCUUUUAUUUUAAGAUAAUGGGUUUAAAAUGUUAUCUGGCUUUUUUUAAUCACGUCUUCAUCAUUAUGGAACUCUGGGUCGGGAUGAGGGUAUCGUUGUCUUUUGCAAAGACAACCUCAGCAUUGGGCUGGGUUUAACUUGUUUGACCUUCUGCGGUCCUUUAUCAUAAACCAUUCCAGCGAGAGUAGCUGAUAAAUAUUGAACUAUAUUGCCACUUCUUUGUGUCCCUUCCCCUUGUUGCAGUGUUUGAACAGACAAGUCCAACAUUCGCCACCAUAGUUGAUAAAAAUUUAUGAAUGAACUGAAACGAUGGGAAAGACAAAGGCGUGGCGCAUUAAAAAGUAGACCGUUGCGAGUAUAGAUUCUCAGAGAGCGAGAGAUGCUGUACCAUUCCUCAAAAACGAGGCGUUUCUGUUGUGAAUAAAUUGAUUGGCUGUUUUAUUACGCAUGCUGCCACAGCUGUGGAAGAUUGGAUUAAACUGAAAUAGUUUAAAACAAAAAAAUGGUGCUGACAAAGAUUUUUGUUUUCAUUUUUAUUACCCAAUUGAACAUAGUUUGUAAGAUAAGAGAACGUUUUACGUUUUUUUGUUUUCAUUUAACUCCACUUUUCUAAGCGUAGUUACUGUAGUUUGGCUAUUUUUGUUUCAUGAUUUUGCUGAAAGAAGCCAACCAGUCAUUUUAAAUGUUGUUAGUAAAGCGGUGACUCUUGUGCAAAGUCUUGAAAGGUAUAAAUGACAAAAAAAAGGUUAUUAUAAUGCAAUUCAUAACUUUCUGUUACAUAUUUCCGGACCGUGAACCAUUCACCUAAUUGGUUGUAUCUUUUUCAAUAAAUUUACUACUAAUGCA